AUGGCGGCGUCAGCCGGGGACCGUUGGAGGGAUGAGUUGCCUGGACACGAAAUAUUCGUUAAACUGCAGGACAGCCGGGGUUUGGAGCCGCAGGGGACGAGCAGGAGGAUAGUGAAAAACCUUACGUUCUGUCUGGACGGAGAUUUGUUCGUGUGGGACAAUGUGGAGAGCGUGUUUUAUACAACUAACCUGCGGCAGCUCAACUCUGAGCUCAGUGAACAGACGAAGAGAUACCAGACAUUGCUGUGCAUCAACCCUCCUCUGUUUGAGGUGUGUCAGGUUCUCCUCAGUCCCACUCAGUAUCAUGUGGCUCUGAUUGGUCAGCGUGGGGCAACUGUACUGGAGUUACCCCAACGCUGGGGCAAGAAGUCCGAAUUCGAAGGCGGACGCCGAGAGAUCAACUGCAAGACGAUGCCCGUGGCUGAGCGCUUCUUCACCAGCUCGGCAUCCGUGACCCUGCGCCAGGCUGCUUGGUACCCCAGUGAAACCGAGGAGCCCCACUUGGUGCUGCUCACCUCGGACAACACCAUCAGGUUCUACAGUCUUAAAGAGCCUCACACUCCAGCUCGAGUGCUUUCGGUGUCUCAGUCUGAGGAGGACAGCAGUGUCCACCCAAGAGGACGCUCUUACGCGGCUUCUCUAGGCGAGAUCGCGGUGGCGUUUGACUUCGGGCCGUUAGUCGACGCCCCUCGGCACCUCACCGGCACGGGACUGAAAGAAGACCUGCUGGUUUAUCCGUUAUACAUCCUCUACGGGAACGGAGAAACGUUCCUGAGUUACACAUCUCUCACAUACGCUAUUCUAGGGAAACUUCUGGGUCCUUUACCCAUGUACCCCGCUGCUGAGGACAACUACGGCUACGACGCAUGCUCCGUGAUCUGUCUGCCCUGCGUCCCCAACAUCCUGGUGAUCGCCACCGAGGCGGGAAUCCUCUAUCACUGUGUCGUGUUGGAGGCGGAGGAGGAUGAGGACGGCGGAGCUGUAGAGAGGUGGUCCCGGGGAUCAGAUGCAGUGCCAUCGCUGUACGUUUUUGAGUGCGUCGAGCUGGAGCUCACCCUCAAACUGGCCGUCGGGGAAGAAGAGGACACGACAGAUUCGGAUUUCAACUGCCUGAUCCGAUUACACAAAGACCCUCUGUGCCAGUACAGAUAUCACUGUACACACGAAGCGGGCGUUCACAGCGUAGGACUCACGUGGUUCAACAAACUCAACAAGUUUCUCCAGUCAGACGAGGAGGAUAAGGACGGCCUCCAGGAGCUGGCAGCCGAGCAGCGCUGCAUAGUCGAGCACAUCCUCUGUACCAAACCCCUCACAAGCAGUUUCCCAGCUCCUGUUCGUGGUUUCUGGAUCGUGUCUGAUCUGUCUCUGGGCGCCACCAUGAUCUGCGUCACCAGCACUUACGAAUGUCUCCUGCUUCCUUUGCUGAGUUCCAUCCGUCCUCCCUCUCCUCCUCUGCUGUGUUCUCGGGUCGGGGCGGAGGAAGGGGUCGUAAGCUCGCUGCUGCGUGGUCUGGCUCACGACUCGUUCGAGCAGCACAUCCGGAACAUCCUGGCGCGCAGCUCCACUAACCCGCUCAUGCUCAGGUCAGAGGAUAAAGACACCUCCACUCCGACCCCAGAGUGUCUGCAGCUACUUAGCCGAGCCACGCAGGUCUUCCGGGAGGAAUACAUCCUUAAGCUGGACCUGGCCCGAGAGGAAAUGCAGAGGAGAGUUAAACUGCUGAGCAGCCAGAAGAAGAAGCAGCAGGAGGACCUGGCAGUGUGCCGAGAGGACAGAAAGAGCCUGCGGGAGGCAGCAGAGUGCUUGGCCGACAAGUACGAGGACGCGAAAUAUCGACAGGAAACCAUUAUGAGAAGGAUAAAGUAUGUCCUGGCCAGUCUGCGCAAUCAGCUUCCUGUGCUGUCCGAUAGUGAGAAGGACAUGAAGAAAGAGCUCCAGACCAUCAACGAUCAGCUGCGUCACCUCGGCAACGGCAUCACACAGGUGAACAUGAAGAUGGAUUACCAGAAGAAGCAGAUGGACAAAGGCUCGUCUGCAGCAAAAGCCACCAUAACGCUAAAUGCCCACCAGAGGAAGAGUGUUCAGGGCGUCUUAAAGGAGCAGGGUGAACACAUCUCUGACAUGAUGAAGCAGAUCAAAGACAUCAAGAACCAUUUUAAUUUCUGAAGAGCAGAUGUGCGAGAAGUGCCACAAACCACAUUAUAUUCAGCUCAUGGUUUCAGAUUUUUUUCCCCUCUCCUUAUUUGUAUACAGUAGUCUUUUGUAUGUUGUGUGUGUAGAAGUGUAACAGAACACUUACGGGAAAUAAUUAAAAAGUUUUUGUACGUUA
Molecule: messenger RNA, 2329 nt
Organism: Clarias gariepinus (North African catfish)
Lineage: Eukaryota; Metazoa; Chordata; Actinopteri; Siluriformes; Clariidae
Gene: nup88
Product: nucleoporin 88
Exons: 17
Coding region: 1-2166 (721 amino acids)
Biological process (GO): mRNA export from nucleus; protein import into nucleus; ribosomal small subunit export from nucleus
Cellular component (GO): nuclear pore
Molecular function (GO): structural constituent of nuclear pore
Source: RefSeq, a predicted model, not a curated record